UAAACAGCUAUGCAGGAAAUCAGAUUGUUUUAGUUUAUCUUUAAAAUGUCAUUGGUAAACCAUUUUUUAUCUUAAAUUCUUGGGCUUCUUCAAGCCAUCUGAAGAUGCAAAAUUGUCACCUGGCCACAUGGGCUGGCGAUAACAUCUGUCAAAGCGUCACUUGCUGGCUGCAGGCUUAACCUUUCCAUCAGGACAGCCACACCACAGAAGCUCAGCGACAUGUCCACGGCACAGAUCUCAGCUCUGGUGCUUGGUGUAGGAGGAUUCGGCGCUCUGGUGGCUGCCACCACGUCCAAUGAGUGGAAAGUGACCACGCGAGCAUCAUCGGUGAUCACGGCCACGUGGGUUUACCAGGGGCUGUGGAUGAACUGCGCGGGGAACGCACUGGGUUCUUUCCACUGCCGGCCGCAUUUCACCAUCUUCAAAGUAGAAGGUUAUAUUCAGGCAUGUAGAGGGCUCAUGAUUGCUGCCGUCAGCCUGGGCUUUUUUGGUUCCAUAUUUGCACUCUUCGGAAUGAAGUGUACCAAAGUCGGAGGCUCAGAUAAAACCAAAGCUAAAAUUGCUUGUUUGGCUGGAAUUGUAUUCAUACUGUCAGGGCUGUGCUCAAUGACUGGCUGUUCCCUAUAUGCAAACAAAAUCACAACAGAAUUCUUUGAUCCCCUCUUUGUGGAGCAAAAGUACGAAUUAGGAGCUGCUCUGUUUAUUGGAUGGGCAGGAGCCUCGCUCUGCAUAAUUGGUGGUGUCAUAUUUUGCUUUUCAAUAUCUGACAACAACAAAAAACCCAGAAUGGGAUACACAUACAACGGAGCCACGUCUGUCAUGUCUUCUCGGACCAAGUAUCAUGGUGGAGAAGGAGAUUUUAAAACCACAAACCCUUCAAAACAGUUUGAUAAAAAUGCUUAUGUCUGAAGCGCUCUGCUGGCAAGUUGUGUCUUGAGUUUGUUCUCAAAACGGACUGUUCACAAGAUGAUCCCAUCGAAGACCCUCUUAUAAUUAACACUCAAACUAUUUUUAAAACAUGAAUUUGCAGUGUUUGUUGAUUGUAUGGAUGUAAAUGUUCUUACAUGGUUAUGUACUAAUCAUUUUCUGUUACGGCUUUCUAUAAAAAAAAUAAACAAGUUAUUUACAGGA
Molecule: messenger RNA, 1131 nt
Organism: Cavia porcellus (domestic guinea pig)
Lineage: Eukaryota; Metazoa; Chordata; Mammalia; Rodentia; Caviidae
Gene: Cldn10
Product: claudin 10
Exons: 5
Coding region: 220-909 (229 amino acids)
Biological process (GO): cell adhesion; bicellular tight junction assembly
Cellular component (GO): plasma membrane; bicellular tight junction
Molecular function (GO): structural molecule activity
Source: RefSeq, a predicted model, not a curated record